CUAAAAUCACGGCAACAUCCCAGGAUUGCAGGAGAUACCCCCAUUAACCUAACUUAAAAUUAACUGAAAACAAUAGUUUUCUUUUAAAAAUUUAUUGAAUGAUUUUUACUGGCAAUGAGGGAAACUCAAGACUUUAAGGACUUUUCAAUAGAUAAUUGGUAUAAAGAAUUCAAAGAUGUAACUAUAAAAACAGUCAUUUUAGAACUUUCCCGUGAUGUUUUAAAUUGUUUUUCCUGUACUGAAACUUUAGAAGAUGAAAAUUUAGAGAGCAAUGAAGCUCCUUUUCCUCAAGAGUUUAAAGAUCAAGUCAAAAAUGCAUUUAACACGCUUGGUCGAAUUAUUUUUGUUAAGAAUAAUUGGCAUGCCCCAUCGGAUGCAAAAAUGUUUAGUUUUGGCAAUACCUUAAUAGCUGAAAACAUUGAUGAUAUAAAGCUUUAUCUCACAACAUCAGGGAUAAUUCAAGAAGAUUUUUCAACUGUAAAAGGAGUCACAUUUUGCUUGUGCUUAAGACCAUGGAUUAAUAUUCACCCUGCUGCAGAAUUUCGAUGUAUUGUUAUUAAUAAUGUCCUCAGAGGUAUUACACCUAGAGAUUGGCCCACCUAUUACUCGCAUUUUAAAGAAGAAGGACCACAAAUUAUUGAAAAACUUUUAACAUUUUUUGCAACAAAUAUAAAGGAUAAGUUUUUGAGGAAAAAUUAUGUUUUUGAUGUGGUCCUUUCUUAUCCAGAAAAGCCAUUUCUGUUAGACUUUGGAGCCCUAAACUGCAAAACAAACCUUUAUGCAUUUUCUUGGAAAGAAAUUAGCCCCCUACUCAACAAAGAAGUUCCAGAAGAAGUAGCUCCUGUCUUUAGGUAUCUGGAGUCAGAUAUAGGCAUUAUGACAAAAGGAGCUGCCUUGCAAAAAUUUAGAUUGAGUGAAUGAGCAUUACAAGUAUAUUGUUAAGGAUUUACUGAAUUGAUAUUUUAAAUGUUUAUUUUUACAUUCAUAAGCAAGUCAAUCAACUCUAAAAUAUAAUGGAAACUGACUAGAAGAACGUUAAGGAUUCGCCUAUGUGUAGGAAUAUACUAGACAAUUCUCAUAGGUAUUUGUUCAUUUAGUUACUUUGCCUCUGGGAAAAAUAGUAUAUUAUACCAGGAGAAAAAUAAAUAACGAAUUUUAUAAAUUACAUGCGAUUCUCAGCAUUCUCUUCUUUUCCUCCCCGGUUAUUAAUGUGCUAUAAAACAGUUGUUAAUUUGUAUAUAAAGUGUGAUGUCACUCAUUUUUGCAUUUAUUCUGUUAAGAUUAUUAUAAAGGGUUUUGUAGGCUUUUAUUUUUUUACUGUUUUUUUUUUAUUUAUUAUUGCUCUUAUAAUCAUGAUUUUGUCUGCAAACAUUUAUACAACAAAAAAUCGUUAUGAAUAUAUUGAAUAUAGAGUCAGUAACCUCAGCUCCUA
Anthonomus grandis grandis is the source of this 1432-nucleotide messenger RNA. RefSeq names its product cell division cycle protein 123 homolog. The record is from RefSeq and is a predicted model, not a curated record. Lineage: Eukaryota; Metazoa; Arthropoda; Insecta; Coleoptera; Curculionidae. The coding region runs from base 115 to 921 and encodes 268 amino acids. The transcript has 6 exons. Gene Ontology annotation, cellular component: cytoplasm.